Molecule: messenger RNA, 2123 nt
Organism: Neomonachus schauinslandi (Hawaiian monk seal)
Lineage: Eukaryota; Metazoa; Chordata; Mammalia; Carnivora; Phocidae
Product: TSC22 domain family protein 4
Exons: 6
Coding region: 361-1896 (511 amino acids)
Biological process (GO): response to osmotic stress; regulation of transcription by RNA polymerase II
Source: RefSeq, a predicted model, not a curated record
GGGGCCAGGAGGCCCCAGAGGAAGGACAGCCCGACAUCUUCGGCGGCCGGGACCCCCGGCCCCAGCUCGGUGGCCGAGGCCGAGAGUUUGCAAACUCAGCUCUGGAGUUGGGCAGCGCCAGCGGCAGGAAAAACCUGCCCCUGCCCCCAUCUCCCGCCACCUCCCCUGCCCUGUGCCCCCUUCACCAGCCAGGCACCCCCAGUUCCCGCAAGGCCCUCCUGCCAUGUCGGACCCAGAUGUCCCCAGGGGCCCUGAUGCCCCCGCCAUGUGGCCCCCCUGUUCCAGGGGUGCCUGAGCCCUUUGGAGGAGCCCCAGCUGCACCCCCCACCCACCUUGGCCGAGUCCUGAGCCCCAGGGACCAUGAGUGGGGGCAAGAAGAAGAGUAGUUUCCAAAUCACCAGCGUCACCACGGACUAUGAGGGCCCAGGGAGCCCAGGGACUUCCGAGCCCCCUGCCCUGCCAGCCCCCACUGGGCCCCCACCCCGUCUGCCUAACGGGGAGCCCAACCCCGAGCCAGGGGGCAAGAGCACCCCCCGGAACGGCUCCCCACCGCCUGGGGCCCCCGCCUCCCGUUUCCGGGUGGUAAAGCUGCCCCACGGCCUGGGAGAGCCUUAUCGCCGAGGCCGUUGGACGUGUGUGGAUGUUUACGAGAGAGACCUGGAGACCCCUGGCUUCAGCCGGCUCCUGGAGGGAAUUCGAGGGGCCUCGGGAGGCGCCGGGGGCAGAUCUUUGGAUUCCAGGUUGGAGCUGGCCAGCCUGGGCCUUGGUGCCCCGACCCCGCAGCCAGGCCUGUCUCAGGGCCCCACCUCCUGGCUCCGUCCGCCCCCCACCUCCCCUGGACCUCAAGCCCGCUCCUUCACCGGGGGGCUGGGCCAGCUGGCGGUGCCUGGCAAGGCCAAGGUGGAGACACCCCCGCAGUCAGCCUCCCCACCCCAGCAGCGCCCCCCAGAGCCCAGGACUGGGGAUAGCGCUGGCACGUCCCGGGCUGCCACGCCCCUGCCCUCCCUGAGGGUGGAAGUGGAGGCUGGGGGCUCAGCAGCGGGGACCCCUCCACUGUCCCGAUCCAAGGAUGGAGCCCUGCGGCUGAGAAUGGAGUUGGCUGCUCCAGAGGAGAUGGGGCAGGUGCCCCCACUCGACUCUCGCCCCGACUCCCCAGCCCUCUACUUGUUCCCCGAUGCCAGUCUGGUUCACAAGUCUCCAGACCCCUUUGGAGCAGCGGCAGCCCAGAGCCUCAGCCUGGCCCGCUCCAUGCUGGCCAUCAGUGGCCACCUGGACAGCGAUGACGAUAGCGGCUCCGGAAGCCUGGUUGGCAUUGACAACAAGAUCGAACAAGCCAUGGUUUUCUUCUGGAAACACAAAGCUAAGUCAACCGUCUUGGAACACCAUGACUCCCAGAAAAGUAUAGUGAAGGUGGAGAAGAGUCCCAAGGUGAUUGAGACUUUGAAGUUGGUUGAGCCCUGCGAAGAGGCUAAGGUCUCCAAGACGGCGGAGACCCCCAAGGUGGCUGAUCCCUUCACGUUGGUCAAAUCAACAGAUAAGGGUGAGGUGGAACAGAAACGUGUGGGCCGGUCCCUGCUGCAGCUGCCCCGGACAGCUAUCAAGUCUGUCUCCACACUCAUGGUCUCGGCCCUGCACAGUGGCUGGCAAAUGUGCAGCUGGAAGUCCUCUGUGAGUUCUACCUCCAUUUCCUCCCAGAUGAGGCCUGGGUCCCCUCUGGAGACGCCGGAGGCUGAGAUGCUGCGGGAAGUGUACCUAGUACUGUGGGCCAUCCGGAAACAGCUACAGCAGCUUGCUCGCAGGCAGGAGAGGCGGAGGCGGCGCCACAUCCGGGCCCACACUGGCCCCCAACCUGACGCAGUUCAGGGCCUGAAACAGGAUGCCCGGAGUCCCCUCUAGGGGGGAGCCCCACAUCCUCCAAAAAGCCCCACCUCACUCUUAGGUAAGGUUGAUAGGAGAGGUUAGGGCAGCAGGCCAGUUGUGAGUGAGGAGAAGUUUUCAUACUGUCACCUCUCAUCGGGAGCCCAAGUCCAGGCCUGGGGUCCCACUUAUUCCCCUUCAUUCCGUUUAUUCAAUUUAUUAAAAAAAAAAAAAAAAAAAAUUAUCCAAAUGUUGGGAAAUAAAUA